GAGAGAGAGCUAACAGCUAGCUAAGCUAACGCAGGACCAGACCCAGGGAGAGCGUCAGUAGGGGGACCGGGGAGCUCAUUUCUCUGCAAUGCCGAAUAAAGCUAAAAAAGAGAAGGAAUCUCCAAAGUCGGGAAAAUCGGGAAAAACUGGAGGGAAAGAUGGGCAGGAGAAUUCAGAACAUGAGGGCUCCAACAAGAAGAACAGCAACAGUGUGCCGCCCACCACGCAGCUGCUGAAGGGGAAGCAGCCCGGCACACAGACGCCCGUCAAGAAGGAGAAGAGGCAGAGCUCAUCCCGCUUCAGCCUCAGCAACAACCGUGAGCUGCAGAAGCUGCCCGCCUUCAAAGAUGUCCCUCCAGCAGAGCAAGAGAAGCUGUUCAUCCAGAAGCUGCGGCAAUGCUGCGUGCUAUUCGACUUCGUGGCUGACCCACUCAGUGACCUCAAGUGGAAGGAGGUGAAGAGGGCAGCACUCAGUGAGAUGGUGGAGUACAUCACGCACAACCGCAACGUCAUCACCGAGCCCAUCUACCCAGAGGUGGUGCACAUGUUUGCAGUGAACAUGUUCCGGACGUUGCCGCCUUCGUCCAAUCCCACAGGAGCUGAGUUUGACCCUGAGGAGGAUGAGCCCACGCUGGAGGCUGCGUGGCCACAUCUACAGCUCGUCUAUGAAUUUUUCCUUAGGUUUUUAGAGUCUCCAGACUUUCAACCAAAUAUAGCUAAGAAGUACAUUGACCAGAAGUUUGUGAUGCAGCUUUUAGAACUCUUUGACAGUGAAGACCCUCGGGAGAGAGACUUCCUGAAAACCACCCUGCAUCGAAUUUAUGGCAAAUUUCUGGGACUACGGGCGUACAUCAGAAAACAGAUUAAUAAUAUAUUUUAUAGGUUCAUAUAUGAAACUGAACACCAUAAUGGAAUAGCUGAAUUACUGGAGAUACUGGGAAGUAUAAUCAAUGGGUUUGCCUUACCAUUAAAAGAAGAGCACAAGAUUUUCCUUUUGAAGGUUUUGUUGCCUUUGCACAAAGUCAAGUCACUUAGUGUCUACCAUCCACAGUUGGCGUACUGUGUGGUGCAAUUUCUGGAGAAGGACAGCACUCUCACUGAACCAGUGGUUAUGGCCCUUCUCAAAUACUGGCCAAAGACACACAGUCCAAAGGAAGUGAUGUUCCUCAACGAGUUGGAGGAGAUCCUGGAUGUCAUCGAGCCGUCUGAGUUUGUCAAGGUCAUGGAGCCGCUGUUCCGACAGCUGGCCAAGUGUGUCUCCAGUCCGCACUUCCAGGUUGCAGAGAGAGCGCUGUACUACUGGAACAAUGAGUAUAUCAUGAGCCUCAUCAGCGACAACGCUGCCAAGAUCCUCCCCAUCAUGUUCCCAGCGCUGUACCGCAACUCCAAGACCCACUGGAACAAGACCAUCCAUGGGCUGAUCUACAAUGCUCUGAAGCUUUUCAUGGAGAUGAACCAGAAGCUGUUUGAUGACUGCACCCAGCAGUUCAGGGCAGAGAAGAACAAAGAAAAGGCAAAAUCAAAAGAGCGGGAGGAGGCCUGGAUCAAGAUUGAAAAUCUAGCCAAAUCAAACCCACAGUUCCUUAUGUAUGUUGAUUCCUCUGGCCUCAAUAGUCCAGUAGAAAUGGAGACAGAUGGUCCAUUGAUAGAAGAUGUUCUGAUGUUAAAAAAGACUGUAGAGGAAGAAGCGACUCAGGUAAACAUGCAGAGAGACCAGCGGAAGGAGCGGCCCCUGGUGCGACGCAAGUCUGAGCUGCCUCAGGAUAUCUACACCGUGAAAGCCUUGGAGUCCCACCGCCGCGCUGAGGACAUGCUGACCACACACGAUGGGCAUUAGACCCACCCCUUGCCCCUCGCCCCUCCCUACAGACCCCUGCACAUGUAAAGUAUUGGCAUAGGAACGGUGCGGUGUGCCCUACCUGCCCACCCCCUCCUGCCCCCUCCCGCCCCCCGCACACUCCCUGCUCAUAAUGGUUUCUGCUUUCUCAGGUGGUUUUUUUUUUUCACCAUUUCUCAUUUCACAUUGUUGUGUUUCCUUCACACAAUCCACAUCUUGAAUGUUACUUGUGUUUUUUGUUUUUUUUUUGUAGUCCUUUCCUUCAAAUGAAAGUGAAAAAAGUUUGGCUAAUGAUAGGCACACUCCACUGUAGGGAAUGGUGUGGUAACAUUAACAGGUGGAGAGCAAGCAGGACCAGAACAGGGAGGUGCAGCUUGUGUUUUUCCUCUCUUUCAAAGGGAACAAACAGGGAAAAGCGACAGUGGGGGGCGACUCUCUCCUCUUUCCAUCCUUUUUCUUUCUUUCCCUAGGGACAGCUGCCAGUGCCAAGAGCGUUGUGUUCGUCUCGACUACAUGUUGAUGUGUUAUUAGUGGGAUUUUAACAGGGAAAGGGAUGGGGGAUGUCAGUGGAGUUUGUGUCCUUUCUUUUGGCAUCAGACAUUGUAAUUAAGGCUUUUUUUUCCUCCUCCCCAUAACACGUGCUGAAGACCAGCCUUUUCGAAAGUGGCUGUUACCUCUGGGUUUUAAAGAGAAAGAAGGAGUGAGUUUUGGUUUUCUCUAGACUCCCAUUGUCAAUAGUUUUGUGCCAUACCACGUGCUUCUAAUGUUUCUUUUGCUUUUUUUCAAGUGGUCAGAUUCCCUAGGCAUGAAAUUUACAGAACACAGUUCAAAUAUUGGUGGUUCAAACAAUGGUAGAACUCUUUCAAGAGGAGCAACAGAUCGAGGGUCCAGUGUUAGGCUGCACAAUAACUCAGAUUACGGUGCAAGUCCUGGUCCACUUGUUUGUAUAAAGUGUAAAAAUAUAUAUAUUUUUAGUCAUUUACAACUGGGUAUCUCUGACAUAAGUAAUGUGUCCUAUGCUUUUGUGCCACUUGAAAGACUUUGAGUCGUUCAUUUGGGUUGUGAGGAGCCUCUUCCCCUGGGACAGGCGAGUGAGUCUGCCGCUACAUGCAAGGGUGUGGUUCGUAGAGUCGGCAGGAGGAGAGCACUGAGUAGGCUUUGUCUGUCUAUCGUCCCGCUUCCCUGUUGCUCCCAUAGACAGAACAUUCCACGUACCAGCAUGCACCUCUUCACCAGUGAAUUCUAACCCAGCCCCCCCAGCUCAUGUCCUGAAGUUACCUUUUAAGUAGUGGCUGAGCCACACCAGGUGAGCUGACUCCUGCUGUGGCAGGAGACCCUGCGGCCCCCGAGUUCUUCUCUGGUCACAACCUCCCAGAGCAUUAAACAGCCUAGAGUAGGGUAUGCAGCACUAGUCCUCAAGGGUCAUGGUGUCAGAGUUUGUUCUGCUUCAAAUCUUGAAUUGAGGUGGUUGUUUGGAUUGCAGAUCAUUGCGUCUGGCGUUCCAGGUGUGAAUCGGCCAGACAUAGAAAGGUAACUAAAACCUGUAGGACCUGGACCCUUCCCUUUGCCAAAGACGUGCUGGUCACUGUAUCACUCAGUCCAGACCUGCAUGCUAGCGAUACCUACAGUACGAAACGAUACCCCUCAAAGAGGAAGCUCCCAGGCUACAGAGAGACAUGGACCAGUUACUGAGCAUCAGACAAAACAGGCAGUGUUUUAACUCCUUUUGGGUUUUUGGCGCAUUUCAAGUUUUGCUGUGCUCUCUCCUCAGAGGUGCUUAGCCGCAGAGCUGAAAGGACUGUUAUUUGUGUUGCAUAAGUGAAGAACAUGGCCUUUAUUCACUUUGGAAAAUAGUUUUCACAGUGCCUUUAUUACAUGAGAAAGAUACGAAGAUAUUAGCCUAACAAAGAUUUGGUAUAAGGUUUUGCAUUUGAACAAUCUAUUUCAAAUUAGCUUUCAGUAGGUUUCAAAUAUACAUGUGAGAAUACUUGCUAGUAAAUAUACUUGCACAUAUAAGUUGACAUAAGUUUGACAGCUUCCAUGUUCGGUCUGGCCUUCACAGAAGCAGAUAAUAUCCUGAUGGUGAGGACCUCACCAUAGCGCAGCCUGUUAAAACACCUAAACCACACUUCCUGUAAAACUUGAAGAAUGUCUUUUAUUGUUUCGUCGUAUCCCAAAUGAAUCAAUCCUGCUGUUGGCUGUGAUUCACCUGUGUGUUUAUCCAGCUUUUAGAUUGGCUGAGGCUGUUCAAUCCCAGAAUGGCUUGCAAAUCAAGGAGAGGAGCAUGCUGCAGUUUUUCCCCUCUCUCUCCUUGGAGUAUUUGUUUCUACUGUAUACCAUUGUUUGAACUUCCAUUUCUUUAAACUGCUACUUCCUUUGGUUUGGAUCUUCUGUGUGUCUGAGUUUUUAACAGAAGGUUGUUUGUUUUUGACUCUGCCCCCCCCCCCCCCCCCCUUUGCGCACUUAACUGUACGUUUGUAUCUGGUUGGAUGAGCAAGGUGUAAAAUAUUCCACCACGUUCAGCAUUUAUCCUUUUUUCCCCUUGAAAGAAUAACAUUCACCAUCAUCAUUUAUUUUUCCUCUUUAAAACAAUGUAAGUCUACUGUUACGUAAGUCAAUACUGUUUGAAAAGACAUUUUCCCCAGUGCAUUUUCUUGGGACAAGCUUUGCCUGGUUUUGCAGCAGUGGCACAGAAAUGACUGAAUACACACAAGAAAACAAAGCAGAAAAAUGGGUUUUGGUGAUUGUUUUUCUUCAUCCAAUGGCUUUGCUUCAGCAUCUCUGGAGUUUUUUAGUUUUACAUGUGCUUUCCAAAAUACAAUAACAUGACAAGUGUCCUUUAGUAUACCACCUGUACUAAAUGGCUUCAUUUAAUAUUGUACAUAUAAUGUACUUUGUUUUAUGUAGUGUUAUAUCUAUUAAACGGUAGAUUUCAUAUUUUGUACAAAAUGGUCCUAUGUACAGAAUAAAUCCUGAAUAGCAACUGCAAAAGUUGGAAUGUGGCACAGACUU
Molecule: messenger RNA, 4849 nt
Organism: Megalops cyprinoides (Indo-Pacific tarpon)
Lineage: Eukaryota; Metazoa; Chordata; Actinopteri; Elopiformes; Megalopidae
Gene: ppp2r5ca
Product: protein phosphatase 2, regulatory subunit B', gamma a
Exons: 16
Coding region: 89-1837 (582 amino acids)
Biological process (GO): protein dephosphorylation; signal transduction
Cellular component (GO): cytosol; protein phosphatase type 2A complex; nucleus
Molecular function (GO): protein phosphatase activator activity
Source: RefSeq, a predicted model, not a curated record